This is a messenger RNA of Linum trigynum, 4007 nucleotides long. NCBI's taxonomy places the organism in Eukaryota, Viridiplantae, Streptophyta, Magnoliopsida, Malpighiales, Linaceae. The record is from the annotation of a GenBank genome assembly.
CAAAAAACCGAACCCGAAUGAACACCCUAAAUGCAACCAAAGUGGUGUACAAUUUUAUCUUUUUUAAUAGUGCAGUGCGCAUUUUCCUUCUCCUCCCUGUGGCCUUCUCUUGUCUCCAUCCUCGCCGCAGAGCUCACUAGCCGAACACCGCUAUCCCCCAUCCGAAACCCUAGAGUUCAGUAUUACUUGUCCCAUUUCCAUAGUUUCUGCUCUGCUCUCGAAUCGCGCCGUCCAUGGAAACCGUAGAAGACCAUGGCAACGGCGAGCUCAAUCACCUCACCAAGAAGCCGCGUCUCACUCGUUUCAUAACCGAAUCCGCGAUUGCCGACGAGUUCGCUCACCACCAGCCAGGCGUAGCCCGAAUCAACAACGGGAGUUUCGGGAGCUGCCCCGGAUCAGUGCUCUCUUCGCAGCGGGAGUGGCAGCUCAAGUUCCUCCGGCAGCCAGACGAUUUCUACUUCAACGGACUCCGCAAAGGCAUCCUUCGCUCCCGCACUCUCGUCAAGGACCUCGUCGGUGCCGAUGACGUCGAAGAGGUCUCCCUCAUCGAUAACGCCACCACUGGCGCUGCCAUCGUCCUCCAGCAAAUCGGGCGCGCCUUCGCUGAAGGCAGGUUCGAUCGGAACGACGCGGUGCUGAUGUUCCACUGCGCUUUCCAAGCGGUGAAGAAGUCCAUGGAAGCUUACGUCCGGCGGGCGGGGGGUUCUGUAAUCGAGGUGCGCUUGCCGUUUCCGAUUCGUUGCGAUGAGGAGAUAAUUACGGAGUUCAGGAAGGGAUUAGAGAAAGCUAAAUCCAAUGGUAGGAAAGUUAGGUUAGCGAUUAUCGAUCAUAUCACGUCGAUGCCAUCUGUUGUCACUCCUGUGAAAGAACUUGUUAGGAUUUGUAGGGAAGAAGGAGUUGACCAAGUUUUCGUCGAUGCAGCUCAUGCUAUCGGCAGUGUUGAAGUGAAUGUGCAGGAGAUUGGGGCUGAUUUCUACGUGAGCAAUUUGCACAAAUGGUUUUUCUGUCCCCCAUCUGUUGCAUUUUUGUACUGUAAGAAGUCAGGGUCGUCUUUGGAUGCUCACCACCCUGUUGUUUCGCAUGAGUAUGGUAAUGGACUGCCGACAGAGAGUUCCUGGAUUGGGACGAGGGAUUAUAGUUCGCAGCUGGCUGUACCUACAGCAUUUGAGUUUGUUAAUUCCUUCGAGGGAGGAAUUAGAGGGAUAAUGAAGAGGAAUCAUGAUGAGGUUGUUAAGAUGGGAGAAAUGUUGGCUGAAUCGUGGGGGACCAACCUCGGUGCUCCACCGGAGAUGUGUGCAUCCAUGGUGAUGGUAGGCUUGCCUUCGAGAUUGUAUGUCACCAGUGAUGAUGAUGCUUUGCGGUUAAGGUCACAUUUACGAGCUUAUUAUGGGGUCGAGGUCCCAAUACACUAUCAAGGUCCAAGAGACGGUGAAGAUGGUGUGAAGGAUGAGUACGGGAUUGUAACAGCCUAUGUGAGGAUUUCCCAUCAAGUUUACAACACAUUAGAUGACUAUUGCAAGCUUAGAGAUGCUAUAAAUCAGAUUGUUGACAACAAGAAAACCUGCAAAACUCUUCUGAUAGAAUGAACAGGUAUUCAUGCAGACAAUUUGUUUUUCAGAUAUGAGUUCACUAAGGAAAAUCUUGCAAAUUCUGUCUCCUUUAUAAAUUUAGCUAUGGUAUCUGAUAAUAAGAGCAUUACUAUCUCAAGUUACUGUAGUGCUAAAAUAGUUCCUUUUGAAAAGAAGUCUUGGAAGAAUCUUCUUUAUUUCUUGCCAAAGAAUAGCACAACCAUUAAGGCAUAAAGUAGAAAAUUGAGUACUUUGAUUCUCGGAUUUGAGUGAACUUUGGUUUAACCAGAAAUUAUUGGAGUCUCUUAAUUGUUUCUCGAUAAUGUUCUAGGAGCAGUUCUUUCCAACUGUGCUUUGUACCCGAACUUUGCACUGGAGUUGGGAUUUGUUUUUUUUUCUUUUUCUUUCCGUACUGGAUUCCACUUUCAAUCGCAUGUAUCAUGUGUGUGUGCCUAGCUUUCCCCAUGAGGAGUAUCGUUUGAACUCGUCAUGAGUCAUGACAAUGCUGAGUUGAUCAGAUAUGUAUGUGGUUUGUGGCACUAUCUGCUACAUUCUUACACCCUCCAUUCGAUUAUUUUUGUCUGCUAACUCCGGAUAAUCCAGGCAAUUGAAACGACUUUCAGAACAUUUUUAAUUAAUCUGACCCAGCUUGUAUUAUUAUUUUAUCAACCUCUUCUUUGAAGGUGGCUUUGUAGGUUCAUAGUAGUUUGGGUUGGUUAACAGUGCCUUUAACGUGUUGACACAUUUUGAAAAGAAAAUUAUUUUACUUUGGCUGUUUUUUAUCUUCUCCAGAGCUUUAACUUUGGAACAAUAUAGAGCGUGGAUAAAAACAAGCUUUUUCUCGUAGAUGAAUGGCGGCCUUAAGGUUUAGACUUAAGAUGGAUGGGAUUUCUUGAUGAACAUGCUUUUGCGGAUUACAGUUUGGAUGUAGCAAGCAUCAAAAUAGAGUGGGUGAGGAUCAUAUCAUGCUGAACGUUAGUCAGGCAUGGCGGUUCCUGUUCUGUUUGACAAUGAUGAACUAAUUGCUUAAGCUAAAGGGUUGCAUUUAGUUGGAGUUUAGGAGAACAUUCAGCAUUGAAGACGUGUAUCUGAUUAAUUGAUUGUCACGCUAGUUGCUUAGUUGUACUACUUCUAUCCUGAAGCUGAGAUCCUAGAGUCAGAGGUGCUGAUGGUUUUGUUCCUUAUCGGUAUCUGAAUCUGUACUUAUCAGACUUGAUGUAAGCUCCUACUUCAAGGACUUCAACUAUAUCAUCAUCUUAUUCAUAAGCAUGCUGCUCUAUGUCAUUCUCCUUUUAGCGGCAGAAAUUGAUCAGCGGCGCUUGUCUCUGCAGUUUAUUUCUUUUGCGCCUUUCCUCAUGCGGUCAAGUUCAACUGAGUCUUUAUCUUCUUCCUUUUUUGCAACGUUGCGAGUGUAUCUUCUGUAUCAGAUUUACCUAAUUCUCUUAUUUCUUUCUCGGUCAGAUCAUUGGAACCAUCGGAGCAGCUUUUGCAGAGUAACUUUAGAAUGACAUUUGGGAAACCGAACAGCAAUCUUGGUGAUUGUUGCUGAUUACAGUAUUCAAACGACUGGAUUUUUUUCUGGACAACCACUUGACAGCAAAUAAGGAAAGGAAUAAUACUUCCAUGCCCUAGAAGAGAGCAGGAAAUGAGGCCGAAACUUGACCAGCUACCCCGAGGGCAUUGCUGAAUCCGCGGCAGCAUGUUGUUCUGUCCCUUGCCCAUGCUUGUAGGAAUGAAAGCUCGCUCAUAUCAGGCAUCACUUGGUUCCGUACUAUGCUUUUAUCUUCACUGUAUGGAGACGAUUUUGGUACUUGACAUCAGUCCUAGAAUGUAGCAGACUCGAGAAUUCAGUUACAUUCUUCUCUUGUUCUUUCGUUUUCAACUUUUUGGAAGCAAUGGAGAUAAGAAGACUAUGCAAACAGUAAGUUAAAACUUUUCUAUCCUAUUUCACUCUUGUUGGAAGACCGGGGGAAAUGAAUCAUAUAGGACGUAGUUGUUUCUUGUUUGGCUACUGGCAUCUGAUCACCAGUUUGUUUUUCUGUUUGGUCUUGAAUGGUAUCUGAGCAAUUGUUGGAGGGGUAUGGAAUGACGAUUCUAGAUUGAAUAAUUGACUCGGAAUCUCCAUAUGUGGUGAAUCUAAAUCGAGUCGAACCUUACGUUCCAACAUCAGGUAACUGAUCUCUGACUGCAUGGUUGGGAAUUAGAGGGUGGAAUGCACCAUUUCCCGACCUGCAAUUUGAUAUGGCAUCACCAUAUUCUGUCUGCAGAGGAUGUUCAGUUCAAUGAGUUGUUUUGUCAUGGAGGUCAGGGAUCCAAGCUGCCAUGUGGACAUUGAACGAAACAAACAGGAACCAUCACCUUGGGAUUCAGUUUCCAGAAGAUUGGGAUCCAUCUGCAGAUCCCAAUCUUCUUCUUUACCAAUGAAACAAACAGGAAACA